Saccostrea cuccullata (small rock oyster) is the source of this 1393-nucleotide messenger RNA. RefSeq lists its product as uncharacterized. The record is from RefSeq and is a predicted model, not a curated record. Bases 1 to 843 code for a protein of 280 amino acids. Lineage: Eukaryota; Metazoa; Mollusca; Bivalvia; Ostreida; Ostreidae. The transcript has 4 exons.
AUGGCGUCGUGUCAUCGAGAGGAGGUUUACAGAUACUACAAAACGGCGAUUUCUUCCUUAGACUCUGAUAAACUACAACAAUUUAGAAGGUUCAAAAUUUUUAAAUACCAUUCUAGUUUUCAGUAUAUUUGCAGGGAAGAAGAACCACAUCAUGGACAGGGGGCUGCUUGUCAGCCAGCACACAAAGCUGCAACAAGCACUGUUGCAAUUGUACAUGGUGAAGAAAAUGAAACAACUGUCACAGAACUUUCCCCUGCCACACCUGUGCAAGAUGUAAAGCAGACAUGGACCAACUGUCUUACCAAAGGCCUCAUCAAUUUUAGAGGUGAGUUGGAUGCAGAGUUUGCGUCGAAAAAGAAAACCCAUAAAGCAUUAUGGAAAGAAAUUGCUGAUAAAAUGAAGAACGAGUAUGGGUUUACUGGUGACUGGCUUCAGUGCCAGUCAAAAUUUAACAAGCUUACUGCCAAAUACAAGGCUGUAGAGGAUGCUAACAAGAAGUCUGGGGAGAGACGGAGAUCCAUGGAAUUUCACAAAGAAAUGAUGGAAGUUAUGGGUGAUGAUCCAAAAAUAACGCCAUUAAAAACAGUAUCUGUAGGUGUGAGUAAGGGUGUAAGUAUAAUUACUAGUGAGAAGGGGGAGAAAGAGGAGGGGCAUGAGAAGGUGAGUGGUAAAGUAGGGUGUGAGAAAGUGAAGAAAGUGUCUAAGCGUAAGAGGGAGGAUGAGUUGAUAGAUUUGUUGACUGAGGUGAGGGAUGACAGGAGAAAGUUUCAGGAGGAGCAGAUCAGAGUAAAUGAAAGAAAGCUGGUGCUUAUGGAGAGAUUAGUGUCUUUGCUUGAAAAUUAAGUAUGUGUUUUCUCUUCUGAUAUCAGAGAUCAAAUUAGUAAGUGCAUGUCACUAAGACCAGACCAAAGUCAAUUUUUAUUUGGAUUUUUAAUAUUUUGUGUUUUGAUUUAAUAUUAUAUUUGUUUGGAAAUUUGCUAUUUUGUCAAACAUCUUAAUUCAAAAUUUUGCUUAAAUUGUUUCAAUUUCAAAAUUAUUUCAAAAGAUAAUUUUAACUGAAGGUAAUAUAUUCUUAGUUUAUGGUCUAUGGCCCUACGGAGAAUGUUUAUCUCACAUACUUUUUCAAAACAAUGCAAUUUUGUAGAAUACAUGUAUUCCAAAAAAAAAAACCCAAUUAAAAUUUUGUUUUUUUGUUAAAAUAAUUGAAAGAACCAUUCGCAUAUAUUUUUUUGUUACUUGUACUCUGACCAUCAUUUUUCAAGGUGGUAUAGUAGACAGUUUUGUUGUUUUUUUUUUCUUUUUAAGUUAUGUUAGAGAAUUAUUUUAAAACAAACAGACUAAGAACAGGUGUAAAUAUUGAUGUGAAUUUAUUAUUAGUUGUUGAUUGAACUUU